AAUAUUUCCAUGUAAUAUUUAUAAAAUUCUUUAAAAUUAAAUGUUUGUUUUAGCUAUUAUCUUGUUAUCAUGCUUGAAUAAAUCAGUACACUUUUACUACAGACCGUAUGUUAAAUAGUUAUUCAAUUGCCAUAAGACUUCUCAGUAAAUACUAAUUUUUAUUAAAUCAAAACUAAUUAUACUACUUUGAUAUUAUGAGUCAAAACUUGUAAUAAUGUCGUAUAUAUAUUAUAUUUCUUGUCACAAAAUAUGAAAUAUUUGUUUCGUGAUGCAAAGUAGCGUAAUGAAAAGUAUACUAUAAACUGCCAAGUAAUAUGAAGAAUAAUUGUACCAAGUUUCUUUAAAAUCUGUCGAGUAGUUUUUGUUUCUAUAACGAACAAACAGACAAAAAUUAUACUGAUGGCAUUUUUGGCAUCAGUAUCGAUCACUAAUCACCUCCUGAUAGUUAUUUUGGAAAUAUAUUUCAUCUACAGAAUUGACCACUCUACAGAUUUAUUAUAAGUAUAGAUAAACUUCAUUAGCACACAUUGGCCACAUCCUACAUGUGAACAUACAAAAUACUUUUAAUUUAUUAAUUCCUUUUUAAUUUACUUGGAUUACAUCUAAUUAUUAGUAAAUAAAUAAAAUGUGACAAAUCGCUUUUAUGUAAGGCAUUAUUACAUUUUAAAUAAAAAAAAAAAUACAUUUUUAAAAUAAUCUAUUUUAUAGUUUAACUCAAAAUAUACAACAGUUUGUAAGAACCGGAAGUUAUUUAUCACAGACAAAUAUUUCUUUCCUCUUGUUUUGAUUGGUUAAUAGUUCGGAUGUCAGAAAUAAAAAAUUUGAUAUUUUAAAUUUCUGACAUGUCCGUUCCCUUCAUAUUUUUUUCUUGUCCGUCGAUUCAAAUAUAUUGUAGUGUUUGGGGGGGUAGUUAUAGAAAUUUCUACAAUUUUUCUCUAAGGCAGCUGAACGUGCAAAACGUGCAAUAAAAAUGAUAGACCUUUUUAUGCGAUUUAGGGCAUUUCUCAAAUUCGACAACGUUAGCACGGACAAUAAUGUGUUUCGUAUGCAUUACAAAGUGACCGUAAUUAUGUUGUUAGUGUUUACGUUACUAGUCACUUCAAAGCAGUUCUUUGGGGAGCCGAUACACUGCAUGAAUAAUGGCGAAAAAGACACCGAUGCGGAUGCAGUGAACAGUUACUGCUGGAUUUACGGUACAUACACGCUGAGGAGUAAACUUAAAGGCGAAGAAGGUAUUGCUUACUUAGGAGUAGGCCCACCAACAGAAAAUGAUGAACAGAUCAAGCAUACUUACUAUCAGUGGGUGUGCUUUGUGCUCCUCGGUCAGGCAGUCAUGUUUUACAUUCCUCGCUAUAUCUGGAAGAUCUGGGAAGGUGGAAGAUUGAAGGCACUAGCUGCAGAUUUAAGCGGUCCAAUUGUGUCCCAGGAUUGGUUAGAGUGCCGACGGGGGCAGUUGAUUUCUUACCUGACCUACACAAACAUAUACACGCACAGUGCCUAUGCCCUCCGAUAUGCCUUUUGUGAAAUACUCAACCUUGUUAAUGUGGUUGGACAAAUAUUCCUACUGGACGUAUUCCUGGGCGGCGCAUUCCGCAAUUAUGGCGCCACUGUCGCCGUUUUCACUCACACGCCACGCGUUCCGGCGAACAUGAUAGAUUUCGAUAUCGUCAACCCUAUGGACCAAUACUUUCCGAAACUAACAAAAUGUUGGCUCAGGAAGUACGGACCUAGUGGCACUCUGCAAUUCAGAGAUAGACUAUGUGUACUCCCACUAAAUAUUGUUAAUGAAAAAAUAUUUGUUAUUCUCUGGUUUUGGUUGAUAAUAUUAGCUUUUAUUUCUGCACUAGCCGUGUUGUUUCGCUUAUUGGUUUUCUCCGUUCCACCACUACGCACCUUGAUGGUCAUGGGUCAAAUAAGAUAUCCCAACAGAAAAACUAUAUCAAAAGUAAUUAAACGUUUCGGAUAUGGUGACUGGUUUAUACUCUAUUUGUUGGGCAAAAACAUGAACCCCAUUAUAUAUAAAGAAUUGAUUUUAGAGAUUUCAAAGGAAUUAGACCACAAACCAUUUGUGGUUUAAUGUUGCUGUUUAAAUGUGCUAUUUGUGAUCCAAAUUAAGAUAUCCAGUGUUAUAAAGCAGGAGAAUUGUUAUAAUAUAAUGCAUUAUAUUUAAAAGAAUCCAAGCAAGCAAGGACCUCGGUGAGUGAACAAGUUGCUUCCAUUUAUAAAAAUAUUGACACCUAAAUACUUUAAAAAUAUCUAUUAAGAUGUCAAUAUAAUAAAAUCCAUUUAAAAAACCUAAUCCGAUUUCUAUAAAAUCAAGGAUCACUUUAGCUUUUGUUGAUAUUAAAAUAAUUACGAUUGAAGAGUACUUGAUUUUGUCUUCAUCAAAAAUUUAUCUUUAAAGAUUAAAAGAACAUUUUUGUUUUGAAAUACAAAAAUUAGUUAAGUUUGUUAUGUUUAACAAUAAUAGCAAUUAGGAAUUUAGAAAUUACAAGUGUCCUAAGUUUAUCAUUUUUUUGCUUUUUUAAUUUGAUUUUCGUAAUGCAAAAUUAUAAUAUCCUUAUUUGAGAACUAAAAAUAUUUUUAAAGUACUUAUAUUGCUUUAAAUUUUAUUUCUUUCCAUGAAUAUUUGAAUUAUAAAUUAAUAUGUUUUUAUGCUGAUUCAUAAAAAAAUAACUACAAUCCUUUCGCAAUUUGAAAGUAUAAUAUAAGUAGUUAACAUAUUAUUUAAUUUCAUUGUUACUAAUUACAAUAAUGAUUAUGUAUCCAAAGCUGUCAUUUUUUUUUGUCAUUGUAAUUUUUUUAAUGUAUCUGCUACUAACAAUUUAAGUAUUUCAAUAGUAAUUAUAAUUUAUCCUAAGAAAAAACAUGGUUGUGAUUUAAGGCAUUUUUGUAGUUGAAAUAAAGAAUUAUAAGACUUUGUUGGUGCUGUGUUGGUAUCAAUUUGAUACUUAAUCAAAAAAUGCAUAAUGUUAUAAAUACUUAAUAAUAGAAAUAUUGUGCCAUAUUUAAAUAGUUUCCUUAAAUAAUCUUGACUUUUAUUUAAGCUUUUUAUUAUCAACUUAAGAAAUUUGCUACUUAAGCAUUGAC
Molecule: messenger RNA, 3090 nt
Organism: Galleria mellonella (greater wax moth)
Lineage: Eukaryota; Metazoa; Arthropoda; Insecta; Lepidoptera; Pyralidae
Gene: Inx4
Product: innexin inx2-like
Exons: 4
Coding region: 971-2077 (368 amino acids)
Biological process (GO): phototransduction
Cellular component (GO): plasma membrane; gap junction
Molecular function (GO): gap junction channel activity
Source: RefSeq, a predicted model, not a curated record